CAAAAAAAGGAUCUAUGAAUUCACAAAGUACACAGACUGAAUUUCAGUAUAUUGACGGCAGAAGAUUUCAUAAUGUAAAAGGUUCCAUGUAUAUUCUAUCAAAUGAUGAAAAUGAACAAGACAGACUACAUCUUCAACAUUUUCUUAUAAGAUAUGUCUGGCAAAGCAAUUUUUCUGCACCCGUCGAACAUAUUUUGGUUAAACCAGGAGUCAAAAUCCUUGAUAUUGGGUAUAUUUAUGAAGCAAAUGUUUUAUUAAAAAUACUUCGUCUAACGUCACAUCCACUUCUUGUUCAAUUUAGAUGUGGUGCAGGGUCGUGGUCAUUUGAUAUGGCAACCACGUAUCCAUUGAUUGACGUUGUUGGAUUAGAUAUAUCUCCACACCAACCAACACAUAUAAAACCUAGCAAUUUCACAUUUAUUAGAGUAAAUGUUUUAGAAAGUAUACCAUUCGAAGAUAACACUUUUGAUUUUGUAUUUCAACGAUUUAUGAGCGGUGCAUUUACCGAAGAAAACUGGUCAUAUGCAAUAAGUGAGAUUUCUAGAGUCUUAAAACCAGGUGGAUUCUUGGAGUUGAUGGAACCUUCACGACUUUAUGAUAUAGGACCGAUUACUCAGCGUUUAUGGGAGGCUCAAAUAACUUUUAGGAAACAACGAGGCUUAGAUACAAAUAUGCCUGAAACGUUAGAGAAAUAUCUACAAAAUCAAGAUCAGUUAGAAAACAUUAAAAAAGAAGUUAAACAAAUUCGUCACGGCGCAAAGUUUAAUGACAUCCAACUUGAUAAAUUGGGUAUUAAUAAUUUGAUUUCCUUGAUGGCUGGUUUGAAAUCCUUUACAACAAAAAUACUGAAAGUUUCUGAUGAUGAAUAUGAUGAGUUGCUUAAGGCAUCAGAAAAAGAAUUAUCAGAGACCGAAUUUUAUUAUUAUAUGGUUCGUGUUUAUGCAAACAAAGCUACUCCUAAUAAUAAUUAA
Cetraspora pellucida is the source of this 971-nucleotide messenger RNA. NCBI's taxonomy places the organism in Eukaryota, Fungi, Glomeromycota, Glomeromycetes, Diversisporales, Gigasporaceae. The record is from the annotation of a GenBank genome assembly.